This is a messenger RNA of Chenopodium quinoa (quinoa), 1240 nucleotides long. Its product is annotated as WAT1-related protein At2g37460-like. Gene Ontology annotation, molecular function: transmembrane transporter activity. NCBI's taxonomy places the organism in Eukaryota, Viridiplantae, Streptophyta, Magnoliopsida, Caryophyllales, Amaranthaceae. The record is from RefSeq and is a predicted model, not a curated record. Bases 55 to 1191 code for a protein of 378 amino acids. The transcript is spliced from 7 exons. Gene Ontology annotation, cellular component: plasma membrane.
AGUUGUGGCAUAAUAAGUGUGAUACUUGGUAAUAAGCUGCAAAAAAUAAAGAAAAUGGAGGCUACUCGCAGCUUAUACAUUAGAGCAAAGCCAUUUCUGGCUGUUAUAUUUCUCCAAAUUGGGCUUGCAGGAAUGGAUAUUCUCUCAAAGGUUGCACUCAACCGUGGGAUGAGCAACUAUGUUCUUGUUGUCUAUCGCCAUGCCGUUGCUACUUUUAUCAUCGCUCCGUUUGCUCUUGUAUUAGACAAGAAAGUAAGGCCUAAGAUGACCGUAUCAAUUUUCAUCAAGUUGUUGCUUCUAAGUCUACUUGAGCCUGUUAUUGACCAAAACCUGUAUUACAUGGGUAUGAAGUACACGUCUGCGACAUUUGCAGCAACGAUGGUUAACAUUCUCCCUGCAAUAACAUUUCUAAUGGCAUGGAUUAUGAGACUUGAAGUGGUGAAGUGUAGAAGCCUCCGUAGUCAAGCAAAGAUAGUAGGAACAGUGGCGACCGUUGGCGGGGCGAUGAUGAUGACACUAGUAAAAGGACCAGCUCUUACAUUUUUGUCAAAAAAUAGCGUAACUGAUCAUGGUGCAAAAUCACUAGAUAUUAGUGUUCAUGACGCAAUUAAAGGUUCCAUUAUGAUCACUAUUGGUUGCUUUAGUUGGGCUGCUUUUGUCAUUCUUCAGGCUAUAACUUUAAACACAUAUCCAGUCGAGUUAUCUCUUACAGCAUGGAUAUGUUUGUUGGGCACAUUAGAAGGUACCGCGGUUGCACUAGUUAUGGAGAAGGGAAGAUCCCAUGUAUGGGCAAUUGGAUGGGAUGCCAAUUUAUUAGCUGCGGUUUAUAGUGGUAUAUUUUGUUCGGGAUUGUUAUAUUUUAUUCAGGGAGUUGUAAUGAAAGAAAGAGGACCGGUUUUUGUCACGGCUUUCAGUCCUUUGUGCAUGGUCAUUGUUGCUAUUUUGAGCACCUUCUUAAUGGCGGAAAAGAUGUAUCUUGGAAGGGUAUUUGGUGCCAUUGUAAUUGUAGUAGGCUUGUACAUGGUUAUUUGGGGAAAAGGCAAGGAUUAUGACACUCACACUCCACCACUUGAUGAAGAUAAAACAACAGACCAAAACAUUAGCACACAAAUACAAUUACAAGGUCAAGUUGAAGAUGUCAACAACAAUUCUCAUUGGUUGCAUAUUAAUCAAGAUCAUAUUCAUGUAUAGCUUUGAUAUAUUUGGACUAAUUAUCAACAAAGUAACCCAUUAUUUCUGA